UGUUUCCAUUCUUGUUCUUCCUCUCUGAGUCUCUCUGUGUCUCGAAAUCCCUCACUCAAACAGGAAAAAGAAAAAAGAAAAACAGAGCAUACUUUCUUUCCAAUUAGUUCAAGCUGGCGAUCGAAAAUAAUGAAACCACUGUCCGAGAAAUCAAGCCCAAGAGCAGAAGAAUUAUGGGAGCCGGUGGGCCUGAGGAAGAAGACAACAGGUGGCCGCCAUGGUUGAAACCUUUGUUGAGAGAACAAUUCUUUGUUCAAUGCAAGCACCAUGUUGAUUUUCACAAGAGUGAAUGCAAUAUGUUCUGCUUAGAUUGCAUGAACGGCGCCCUCUGCUCUCUCUGCUUAGCUCAUCACAAGGAUCAUCGUUAUAUUCAGAUAAGGCGAUCUUCGUACCACGAUGUAAUAAGAGUAUCUGAGAUACAGAAGUAUCUAGACAUAUCUGGAGUUCAAACAUAUAUUAUCAACAGUGCCAAGAUUGUUUUCUUGAACGAGAGGCCGCAACCGAGGCUCGGAAAAGGCGUGACCAACACUUGCGAGGUCUGUGAUCGUAGCCUUGUGGACUCCUUCCGGUUCUGUUCUCUCGGUUGCAAGAUAGUUGGAACAUCAAAUAGUUCCCGUAAGAAGAAGAGGCCGUUGCACAUGGGCAUGGCAUUAGACUCUGAGGAUUCAUACAGCAGCGGUAGCAGCGGCCAUGGAAAGCUAAACAACAAAGCGCGGAGCUUUAGUCCGUCGACACCGCCUCCGACUUCGGUUAAUUAUCGGACUGUGAAACGAAGAAAGGGGAUUCCCCACAGAGCUCCGAUGGGAGGACUAAUCGUAGAAUUUUAGGCAAACCCAUAAAGAUAAAUGUUCACUAUUAGUCAUAGUUCAGUUAGUAUUAAUGCUGUUAUAACAAUAUCAAGGGUAUAUGUUUUAACACGUUAUAGCGUGUAAUAUUUAGUUAAUGUCGGAUUUUUGGGGGAAAAACCGACAUCGACACACUAUAUAUACUAUUGUGUACAUUACAUGAUAUAUGUAUAGGAGCAGCAAAACAUAGAAGUGAAAAAUGAUAAUAAUAAGCUAUUUGGAAUGCUUAGUUUUUAAUAUAAACUAGGGUUUGUUUUCUGGUUUUAGGGCAAGACCAGAAGCAGUUGAAACACAAGGAAAAAAAAUAACAUCUAGUCCUCUCCAAGGGGAUGUUUGUAUUUUUGCCUAUAUAUGAAUUUUGUAUCCAAACAUA
Molecule: messenger RNA, 1218 nt
Organism: Hibiscus syriacus
Lineage: Eukaryota; Viridiplantae; Streptophyta; Magnoliopsida; Malvales; Malvaceae
Exons: 4
Coding region: 174-827 (217 amino acids)
Source: RefSeq, a predicted model, not a curated record